UCUUCUUUAUAUUGAUCCCGCAAUUAUUUCAAAGAAAGCGCUCUCCUCCCACUUCUCCAAAUAAGGCUAUUUAGAUGCUUUCCAGAUGAGUGGAGGUGUGCUGAAACAGAGCUGACAGCUGAGUAUAUCACAGCCAACACCAUCCUUCACUCUCUCCCCUCCCCCUCCCCUUUCUCAGCCACACACACUUUCAGUGUCUCGCUCCUCCAGUGAUGGAGAUUACUGACUAUUAUGGGCAAGGGAUUAAUUUGUAGCCAAUUACAAUCCACUGCUAAAUAUGAAUGCAUAAAUACGAUACAGCCUUGCCCGCGUGUGUGUGUGAGUGACGGGGGAGGGGGGGGGGCAUAAAUGUUUAGGUAGCCCUGUGAGGAUGAUGAGAAGAAAGAAGGAGCAACUGAGUGGAGCAUCACCCUUUGACUUCCUUCAUCCACGGGAGAAUCCAAUUCAGGUUGGAUCUAGCCACGUGCAAUCCUGUAGACCUAAAGGAACCAGCUCGCCUCUGUGCUAAAUUGACGAUAAACAAAGCAGCUCCCGAGUUGAUUGCAAGACAGGAGUUUCCAGCUGAAGUUCGCAGAAAGGGAAAGAGUUGCAAUUGGAAGGGGCUCUGAAAAGAGUCAUGAAUGUGAGCAGAGACAAGACUCAGGGGGGUGACAUCUCUAUCCCAGCAGCAGCAGCAGCAAGCCAGGCUGGCAUUGUAGUGGAGCCAGUGUCCGGCUGCCUUCACGGGGAAAGCAUGGACAGCCACGGGGACCAGAGACUUUCUUCCAGCAACGACCUCCCAGUCUAUUCGUGUCCUGGAAAUAGAGACAGGCCAGGCGACAAUCAGAGCAACACCCCUGGACAAGAGGGGGGGGUGGCAGCCCUGCCCGUGGUCCACAGAACCACUUCUUUUUCAGUGCUGGACAUUCUGGAUCCCAACAAAUUCAACAGCAAAAAGCGGCAAUGUUCUGUGUUGUACAAAUCCGCAGGGAGCGAAUUCACUCUAGGGGCAGAGGAUAAACCCGAGGAGUCAGGAACGGAACUAGCGGAUCAAAAGGCUCUGAGUGAAGAUUUUGAAACGUGCAAAAAGUCCUCGGACUUACUCAAGGACGGGGAGCUGCACAAGGCCGAGGAGUGCGACCUGGACUACGGCAGCAGGCCCAGCCCCGGCGCCGAGAGCGAGCUGCAGGACGAGGAGGAGCUGUGCAGCGAGGAGAGCAGCAGCAGCAGCAGCCUGGGCGGCGUGGCGGGGUCCGGCGAGGCAGAGCCCGGCCACCACCCCGAGGACGGGGAGCCGGGCAGCCAGGAGCAGCCGCCGCCGCCGGCCCAACCCCCUGCCCCCGGCGGGGGCCCGCAGGCCAAGCCCAAGAGGAAGCGCACGGGCUCGGACUCCAAGUCGGGCAAGCCCCGGCGGGCGCGGACCGCGUUCACCUACGAGCAGCUGGUGGCGCUGGAGAACAAGUUCAAGUCCACGCGGUACCUGUCGGUGUGCGAGCGCCUCAACCUGGCGCUGUCGCUCAGCCUGACCGAGACCCAGGUCAAGAUCUGGUUCCAGAACCGCCGCACCAAGUGGAAGAAGCAGAACCCGGGCGCCGACACCAGCGCCCCGACAGGCGGCGGGGCAGGAGGCGGCGGGGCCGGAGGGGGGCUGGGGGGAGGCGGCCUGGGCGGCGGGCUGAGCCCGCUCAGCCACUCGCCGCCCAUGGGCAACCCGCUCUCCAUGCACGGCCCCGGGGGCUACCCGGGACACCCCACCGGGGGGCUGGUGUGCGCUGCCCAGCUGCCCUUCCUGCCCAGCCCCGCCGUCCUCUCGCCCUUUGUCCUGGGCUCGCAGACUUACGGGGCUCCGGCCUUCUACACCCCGCACCUAUAAACCUACCUCCCCCGGCCCCGGGACUGCGAGCCGCUGGAGCAGCAGACCCUGGGAAGGAUACUACGCGCCGCGCCCUCCGAGUUCUCCCAGCGCGCUCAGAGCGCCCAUUCGCCCCAGGGAGAGGGAUACUACGCGCCGCGCCCUCUGAGUUCUCCCAGCGCGCUCAGAGCGCCCAUUGCCCCAGUGAGAUGGAUACUACGCGCCGCGCCCUCUGAGUUCUCCCAGCGCGCUCAGAGCGCCCAUUCGCCCCAGUGGGAGAGAUACUACCCGCCGCGCCCUCUGAGUUCUCCCAGCGCGCUGAGCGCCCAUUCGCCCCAGUGGGAGAGAUACUACGCGCCGCGCCCGCUCUGAGAAUCCCCUGCGCGCUCCGAACUCGCAAUCACCUUAACGGGGAAGAGACGCCUCCGAAUUCUCUCUGCGCGCCUGGGUCCUCCAGAAGCGCAGUGAACUGAGGACUUCGCAAAGCAACAAUAAACUAUUAAUUAAUAAUAAAUCCAUCCCCGCCCUCCCACCCCAGAAAACAUUCACCCGCCUGAGCUCUGACCCUGACGAACUCGCCGCUCUUUCUCUACCCGUUGGGUGGCGGGGGCAGGGGCAUUAGAGGGAAAUGGGUGCUGCGGGGCAGGAGAGAGUUGAUGAAAUCGCAUUUUCCAAAUAGACCUCUUGUUCCGCCCUUUGUUUUUAAAAGCCCCCCCCUCCCUCCCCAGCUGAAUAGUUCCCGUCACCCCGGUUAUCUUUUAAAACGAGCAAAACUCUUGGGAGCGAGGGUGGCUUCCGCCUUAGAACCAGCUGGGGCUUUGGGCAAAGGAAGCCGGCCCCAUGCUAACGCCGUGGGAACGCGGGCGCUGGACGGGACACGGGGGCUAGCGGGUGGCCGGGGAAAGCCGUGAGCUGCGAUGUCAAAGGGCGCCAGCCGGGUUGGCAAAGGCUGGCUCCGAUCUGGACGCCCCAUUCUCGCUAGCCGAGCAAGAUGUGUCUGUCCCCAAUCCCCCUCCCUGCCUCCCCACGGAGACACACCACCACCUUGUCAUCUGGCCUACAGUCAUUUCUACGACCCUUUUUAUACACGCCGCGUCCGGAGUUGGCUUCUGGAAGGGAGGAAGAAGAAAGAGGCGAAAUCCUCCCGCUUUCCUCUUUGUAAAUAGACGUAGCUGUAAAUCAUCGUUAUCUGUAUUUUUUCACUGUUUCUUGUUUUUGUCUGGCCACUUGUAAAAGACUUGAAAAGAUUAUGUACCCAUUUGACUCUCAGGGUAAAACAGAAAACUAUAGGCUUGUCACUUCGCCACGUUGUUGGUUAUUUUCUUUCGCGUUCUCACGGUUUUUUCAUACUUUUGAUUUAAAAAAAAAAAAGACUAACAGGUAAAAAUCAAAUCCACGGACCGCGAAAGGAGUCGUGUCUGGUCAGUCCCAGGUGGAGCGAGAGACGUUUAUUGGUUGCAACUUUUGUUUUUUUACAUUAAUCAUCUCUGUAUAUUUCUGGUUGUUACGAAAGUUUUAACUUUAUAAUUAAUGUAUAAGGUAUGGGAAGAAUGGGGAUCCAAAAUUAUAGAGAAAGAGAAAGCACUUUGUUUGCUAAACACUUUAAGUCACUCAAUAAACUUUAAGUAAACAGUGUCCUUCCUGGGUCUGUGUGUUUCUCUCAUUUUUUAACGCUGAAAUCUCUGAGGCGGCAACUUUCAGUUCACUUUGUAGGAGAAACAAAUAACUAAACGGAAUCAUUUCCCUUCUGUAGCUUUCUAAUAAAUCACACCCUAGUGCAAUGCCUUUGCCUUUAUCAUUUGUUUGUCCCAUUUGCU
Messenger RNA from Mauremys mutica (yellowpond turtle), 3648 nucleotides. RefSeq names its product NK1 homeobox 1 (gene NKX1-1). Bases 617 to 1852 code for a protein of 411 amino acids. Gene Ontology annotation, cellular component: nucleus. Lineage: Eukaryota; Metazoa; Chordata; Testudines; Geoemydidae. The transcript is spliced from 2 exons. Gene Ontology annotation, biological process: regulation of transcription by RNA polymerase II; cell differentiation. The record is from RefSeq and is a predicted model, not a curated record. Gene Ontology annotation, molecular function: RNA polymerase II cis-regulatory region sequence-specific DNA binding; DNA-binding transcription factor activity, RNA polymerase II-specific.